Molecule: messenger RNA, 2031 nt
Organism: Pangasianodon hypophthalmus (striped catfish)
Lineage: Eukaryota; Metazoa; Chordata; Actinopteri; Siluriformes; Pangasiidae
Gene: nampt2
Product: nicotinamide phosphoribosyltransferase 2
Exons: 11
Coding region: 161-1654 (497 amino acids)
Biological process (GO): NAD+ biosynthetic process
Molecular function (GO): nicotinamide phosphoribosyltransferase activity
Source: RefSeq, a predicted model, not a curated record
CCUUUUCACAAACGCACACACGCACGGCGGGUAAACGUGGGCAUCUUCUUUCACGCAUUAGUGCGGUGUAAUUUGCUCAGAGUGUCACAUUGUGGUGUAAACAAGGACGAGAAUUUUUAUUUUAUUUUUUUUUCUCUGAAAAUAUCACCGCAGUUCAGCUAUGGCAGCUUCGGAUUAUAAUUUUUUACUCGCGACGGAUUCAUACAAGAUCACGCACUAUAAGCAGUAUCCUCCAGACCUCAGCAAAGUUUAUUCUUACUUCGAGUGCCGGCGCAAGAAAGGGGCUCAGUUCAACGAGGUGGUGUUUUUCGGCCUGCAGUAUCUCCUGAAGAAAUAUAUCGCAGGACGCAUCGUCACAGAGGAGAAGAUUCAGGAGGCCAAAGUGUUUUACCAGAUGCACUUCAAGCAGUCGGUGUUUGACGAAGAGGGCUGGAGGAAACUGUUGGAGAGAUACGACGGCUGCCUCCCGAUCCGCAUCAAAGCCGUUCCUGAGGGGAAGAUCAUUCCCAGGGGAAACGUCCUGUUCACUGUAGAGAACACAGACCCAGACUUCUACUGGCUCACCAAUUACAUAGAGACCAUGCUGGUCCAAAUGUGGUACCCCAUCACCGUGGCAACCAUCUCCCGGGAGUUCAAAAAGAUCCUUGCCAAGCAUCUGAAGGCCACGUCGGGAAGUUUGGAGGGGCUGGAGUUCAAACUGCAUGAUUUCGGCUACAGAGGAGUCUCCUCUCAGGAGUCGGCGGCGCUGGGUGGAGCCGCUCACCUGGUGAACUUUUCCAGCACGGACACAGUGGCUGGAAUCCUCAUGGCUCAGCGCUACUACAGCUGCCCCAUGGCUGGUUUCUCCAUACCUGCUGCUGAGCACAGCACCAUCAUCUCCUGGGGCCGGAGCAGAGAGAAGGACGCAUAUGAGUAUCUGCUGGACCAGUUCCCCUCAGGCCCCGUGGCAGUGGUCAGCGACAGCUACGACAUCUUCAAGGCCUGCAAGCACAUCUGGGGAGACAAGCUGAAGGAGAGAGUGAUGGAACGCAGCGAAGACGCCGUCCUCGUCAUCCGGCCCGACUCGGGAGACCCCACAGAGACGCUGCUGGAGGUCAUAAAGAUUUUAGAGGAGUGUUUUAGCUGUUCUCUGAACUCUGUAGGCUAUAAAGUGCUUCCAUCAUACAUACGCAUCAUCCAGGGUGAUGGGAUCGAUCUCUGCUCAGUCGAGAAGAUCCUGAAGAAGCUCAGCGACGAGGGCUGGAGCGCGGAGAACGUAUUCUUCGGCUGUGGAAGCGCCCUGCUGCAGAAGAUCAACAGAGACACACUGAACUGUGCGUUUAAAUGCAGCUACGUGGAGAGUAGCGGGAAGGGGAUGGACGUGUAUAAGCAGCCAGUGACAGAUCCGUCUAAGGGUUCGAAGCGCGGUCGUCUGUCACUGAGGAGAAACUCAGAUGGGUUUAUAGAGACAGUGGAACGGGGUGCAGGCAAACCGGAGGAGGACAUGCUUGUGACGGUGUUUGAGAAUGGGACCAUCCUGAAGGAGUACUCUCUGGACGAGAUCCGGAAGAACGCCCAGCUCUGGGAGGAGGACCUGAGCCCGGCGCAGCACAACCAGGACCACAGCAGCACGCUGGACAUCCACCAGAAACACAUCAUGAACGGCUUGCACUAAUCACGACACCGCCCACCCACCAACGGACCAAUCGAUCCCCUCCUUCCCAUCAAACUCCACCCUUUUCCCAGUUAUGCUCCACCCCAUUCCCAGUACGCCUUGUGUGUCCAUACGGCCAGCGCAAACAACGUUCAUCCUUCGUGGAGUGAUAGAUCACAGUGACGUUCGAUUUUUUUAGAUCACAGUGAUGUUAAAUCAGGUUUUUACAUCUAUUAAAUUUUCGUUUAAAUCUACCAAAACAUUGGAAUGACAUUUUGUAUUGACUUCGAAGUUCUCCAGUGGUGGAGAGAACCUCUAAAUCUAGAUAAGUUACUUCAGUUGGCGAAAAAUUAGCACUAAAUUCACAAAGUCAUCUUUUUUUUUUUUUUUUUUUUUUU